AUGACCGCAUCUGCCAUACAAAAGCGGUUUCUGCAAAUGCUGGUGUCGCACAAGAAAGUGCCAGUUGAAGAAACGGAAGAAAGCAACAGCGAAUUCAUCAAGUCCAUCAACUACGACAGCCUUGAAAAAAAAUAUGAUAUCCACAAGUACUAUCCAUCUUACAUUCACAACUGCGGUAUCCUGACGCCGGUGUUACGGGAUCUUAUCAUAGACAAGCCCAUAUACGCAGAUGCCAACAAGCAUGUCAAAAAGAAGAAGAAAAGGAGCCUGGCCCGUGAUGGCAGACUGACUCGUAGACUCGAGCAGGUUCAAGAGCUUAGAGAGUUGAAAAAAGACCAACUUCAAGAUAGAAAAGACCUCCGUAAAGAGAUGCGGGACUUGAAAAAGAGCCAGAAGACCGAAGUCCAGGAAAUCAAGCGGAAGUAUAAGGGUCGGAUAUCCCAGAACAUCCAGGAAAUCAAGCAUAACAACAAACUCAUGAACGACGGAAGCAAGGAGCCAAAUGGCCGAAAGAUCAGCAGUGUCAGAAACAACAGUGUUGGAAACGUAAAUCCCUACGAAAUAGGAACUUCCUUCUCCAAUUUCGUAGAUACUAGUGAUGAGACCGAAGUAGACGAAGAGGAUUUCCUUGACUUGGGCUACAAUAAUAAGGAAGGCCUUGAGGGACAUUUCGGCAUGUUUGAAGAGACAAAGUUUAGAGACCCGUUCAAUACUUUUACGAUAGAAAAAGUCUCGAGUGCAAUGAACACUUUGAACAACAGCAAUUCCAAUUCCAAUUCAAUGAACAGUACGAUUUAUUUGAACAAUACCAAUAACAACGGACACCACUACCACAAUUCAGUUUCGCAUAGUACAGCCGCUUCGGCUCUCUCAGGAAGCACGAAAAGAAACAGCUCCAUUACGGGAAAAUUCAUGAAGAUGAUGAAGGGAGGCUCUAUCUCCUCUGAGAGUUCUAACGACGAUGGUUUAAUAAGUAGAAAUAAUACCAAUAUCCCGUUUACACACGUUCUUUCUAAGAACAGCACAAAUAACUCGAACAAUCUUUCUAAAAACAAUUCCAAUACGAACGGUUCCCACGACCAUAAAAACUCUUACGGAGGAAGAAACCCAGGAGAACCACCGCUUAAUCCAUUGAGCAAAGCCCAGAGUUACGAUCAAACAAGAAGCCACAUGACGAACAAGAGACAGAAUAUCAAAGAGAAGUUCUUGAAGUUGAAGAUCAACGGCGAACGCCGUCACAGUGACCAGAUUGGUAUGUAUAUUACAAUUCUACUAACAGACAAGAUAGAGACAAAAGUAAAAUGA
Messenger RNA from Scheffersomyces stipitis CBS 6054, 1305 nucleotides. It is a transcript of the gene PEA1, whose product is annotated as Phosphatidylinositol-4-phosphate 5-kinase and related FYVE finger-containing proteins. NCBI's taxonomy places the organism in Eukaryota, Fungi, Ascomycota, Pichiomycetes, Serinales, Debaryomycetaceae. The record is from RefSeq and is a predicted model, not a curated record. Bases 1 to 1305 code for a protein of 434 amino acids. The transcript has a single exon.